This is a messenger RNA of Daldinia childiae, 2301 nucleotides long. Its product is annotated as Ankyrin-3. Gene Ontology annotation, molecular function: protein binding. The transcript has 2 exons. The coding region runs from base 1 to 2301 and encodes 766 amino acids. The record is from RefSeq and is a predicted model, not a curated record. NCBI's taxonomy places the organism in Eukaryota, Fungi, Ascomycota, Sordariomycetes, Xylariales, Hypoxylaceae.
AUGCACAAAGCACUUGGUAUUCUCAUCAGAGCCGAAGCUGAUUUCAAGAGCGGCAAUACGGAGAAGGAUGCCAACUUCUUUGGAAGACCGCCAUUAGUUGUUGCUUCCGAGAUGGGUUUACAAGAAUGCGUUCGCUUGUUGCUCAGUUACGGGGCUGAUAUAAACAAAGAAUGCGUUACAGGGACUGCACUCUACGCAGCAAUCGAACGAGGUCAUGCAAACGUCGCCCGGAUACUACUUGAACACGAGCAUAAGCCAAACAAAGACGCGGCCCCCCCAGGCCAGUUGAUGCCUUUGACACGAGCCGUUUACACUGGAAAUACCGAGCUUGUAUCUGUACUAAUUGAACACGGUACCGAAGUGGACUUUGUUGAUCCUUACAAUACACAUUAUAAGACACCUCUCACCUGGGCUUGUAUGCAAGGAAAUCUAGAGAUGGCAAAGCUCCUAUUGAAUAAUAAAGCUAACAUUAAUUACACCGGGGGUGUGUCAUAUACGCCACUAUACGCAGCUCUCCAGCAAGGUAGAAUCGAGAUGGCAAAUUAUCUUCUACAAGAUGAGGAUAUCGACGUCAAAUGGGUGUCAGAUGUGGGAUUAGGAGCCCUCCACGCAGGAAUCGCUUUUCCGAGUAUUAUUCGAGAAUUACUUAGAAGGGGUGUCUUUGUUGAUAGCCUUAGUGCUCUUGGGACGGCUUUACAUCUGACUGCGCUGGGUGGCUACCCUAAAUCUAUUCAAGCGCUACUUGAGAAUGAUCCCAAACCCAACCUAGAUUUUGUUUAUGAAAGUAACGUCGACAUCGAAGAUCACGUCGGGUGCACGCCUCUACAACUGGCUUGUAUGUACCAUAAACCUAGCUGUGUGAAAGUUCUCCUUAAAGCCGGUGCCAAUCCAAAUUUCAAGAGCAAUAAUGGCAAUGACGCUGUUGAUAUUCUAUUACUACGAACAGAAUCUGAUUCAAAAGAUGCCUUGGAAUGUCUCAAAUUGCUACUGUCUAGAGUCUAUAAUGUCCCUGUAGACGAUAUCAAUCAGCAAGGUCAGACUAGACUUCAUCGUAUACAGGAGAACACGCCUGUAUCUAUGGUACAACUCCUAGUCGAAGCACGAGUUCCAUUGGACAUCCAGGACCAUGAUGGGUAUACCCCCCUCUCUAUAGCAAUUAGGAAUAAUAACGAGAGUGUUUCUAGAUAUCUCAUAGAACAAGGCGCCAGUGUCAAUAUAUUAAGUCCUAUCUUCGGAAGCAUCAUCCACCUUGCUGUUAGUCGCAGCAUGUUGAACAUCGUGAAGCUACUUGUCGAUUCAGGUGCAGAUCUAGAAGCGGUAGAUGCUAAGUAUGGGCAGUCGUUGCUAUAUACGGCGCUGGGUAUCCAAGACGAUUCAAAACUUAAGAGGAUGGUGCAAUACCUAGUUGAUGAAGCCAAGGCCCCGAUUGACCAGCUGGGCGGUCAGCUUGGAUACCCGAUUAUUCGUGCUGCGGAGCUGGCCAAAACCAACCUGACGACAGGCACAAAUAUGCUCAAGUUCCUUAUCCGGCGCAAGGCCCAAUUAAACGUUUCCGAUGACCAAGGACGUCGGGCCGUCCACUUUGCAUGUAUGUCCUGGAAAGAUGAUGGCAUCAAAGCCCUGACCAAAGCUGGCGCGGAAAUCGGUGUGAAGGAUAAAUUUGGUCGCAUGCCGAUCCACUUCGCAGCUUCGUCACCAAGCAAAGAGUGCUUCGAAUAUUUAUUUAACGACUUCAAUGCCGUAUAUAUUCACGCCGCAGACCACGAUAACUGGACUCCGUUGCUAUGGGCGGCACGUUCCGGACAUAGCGAUACUAUUGCCAAGCUAAUCGCGCAUAACGCAGAUAUAUGGGCUCGAGGGUGUACUUACGGCGCAGACGACUGGUCAGCGUUGAAGCUUUUGGACUUUGCCAACAAUUUUACGGUGUUGAGAGGCGAGCUCGAGCCUAAAAUACGUACUAGAAUCAACCAGGAUGGGGAAAAGGAGGAGUGGGACGACUUUCAGCACAAUAUGAAGCCUGGACACUGGAAAGAUAUUGACUGCAAAAGCUGCUUUGUCAAGAUUUUAGGGAUACAAUGGAAAUGUAUCGACUGCACCCACGACUUCUCCCUUUGCUUCAAAUGCUACAACCACCGAUCCGAUAUUCACUACCAAGAGCAUAACUUUGAGAAGAUAGGACCGCUAUAUGACGAGAGAUAUGAGCAGUCAGAUAUCAACGACGACGUAAAGGAAUUACUGCAAGAGGAACCUGGGGAUGAAGGAGAGGAACAAGGUCAUGUGAGUGAUGAUAUAGGGUGGUAG